GAAAAAUUUGAAUCCCUUUUCCGAGCGUAUGAUGAUUGCGUCACCUUACAACUAUUCAAGAGUUUCAGACGGGUCCGGAUAAACUUCAGUAACCCCAAGGCAGCAGCACAAGCUAGGAUAGAGCUCCAUGAAACACAGUUCAGAGGGAAGAAACUAAAGCUAUAUUUUGCACAGGUGCAAACAGCAGAGACAGAUGGAGACAAACUACACCUGGCCCCACCCCAGCCAUCUAAACAGUUCCUCAUCUCACCUCCUGUGUCACCUCCAGUUGGCUGGCAGCCCAUAGAUGACGCCACACCAGUAAUCAAUUAUGACCUUCUUUAUGCAGUGGCCAAGCUUGGCCCAGGUAAGGAUCCUUUCAUGUCUCAGAGGACAGAACUAACUAAAUGUUCAUGUUUUUCAUCUAUGUGA
Molecule: messenger RNA, 411 nt
Organism: Staurois parvus
Lineage: Eukaryota; Metazoa; Chordata; Amphibia; Anura; Ranidae
Source: the annotation of a GenBank genome assembly